Molecule: messenger RNA, 1419 nt
Organism: Ilyonectria robusta
Lineage: Eukaryota; Fungi; Ascomycota; Sordariomycetes; Hypocreales; Nectriaceae
Product: male sterility protein-domain-containing protein
Exons: 2
Coding region: 1-1419 (472 amino acids)
Biological process (GO): long-chain fatty-acyl-CoA metabolic process
Cellular component (GO): peroxisome
Molecular function (GO): alcohol-forming very long-chain fatty acyl-CoA reductase (NADP+) activity
Source: RefSeq, a predicted model, not a curated record
AUGUCAGAAAGCCCGGUUGAUUCCGUCAGAGAAUUUUACAGGGGUCGCCAUGUAUUUUUCACCGGUGCCACCGGGAUGUUGGGAACUGCCUACUUGAGUAGGUUGAUAUUGGACACCCCAGUUGAACGUGUGUAUGCACUUGUUCGAGGAGGCGAGAGUCGUUUAUGGGCCACCUGGGGCAACAGUUCACCUUCAGAUAUGCUGGACGCCCUCCGAACGUCAGAGAAGUUAACUGUCAUGGAAGGUGACAUUACUCGUCCUGCCGGUGGUCUCUCUCAGGCCGAUGUGAAGAUGAUUCAUGACAACGUGUCCAUUUUCAUACACGGUGCCUCUACAAUCAAUCUCCAAAAACCACUGCUAGAAAUAGGACGGGAAGUAGUCAAUCCUUCCCUAGCACUGGCGGGGAUGGCUCUUGGCUGUGCGAAAUUGACCCAAUUCGUCUACAUCUCAACCGCCUAUGCCAGCACAUUUCUUCGACAGACUACCGACGGGGGCUUGGAGGGAUCUGAUGCAACCAUUGCCGAAAACAUAAACCAAAUACGCCAUGAUCCCUCUAGAUCCGCAGAAGACGAACUUUCCGAUCUCAACACGUUAGGUUCGACUCCAGAAUACGAAUCCGUCGAAUUCCCUUUCCCUUAUAGUUACGGAAAGCACUUGGCGGAGAGACUUAUUUUGCGCCGCUUUCAUGAAGCUGGGCUUGAUAAGAAUGUGCUCAUUUUCCGUCCCUCGUGUAUCGGCCCGGCCGAAUCUCGGCCGCACGCAUUUUACGAAAUUCCAGGAUCGAGUCCAGGGACUACAUUCUUCGGAGCAUUGAUGGCGCUCCCUCCAACGAAAUUCACAUUCUCGACAACCCUCACGGAUCCAGGUGCUGCUACCCUCGAUGAGACGCCAGUAGACAUGCUCGUGAAUCGACUGAUUGUUCAUGUUGCUCGCGGGUCCAAUGGCUGUGUCCAUGCUGUUGCCGGCAUCAAAGGUGAACAAAAUAUCGAGGCGAUAAUUCAGGCCGCAUCCGAGUUUAGAAGAAGCUGGUGGGGGCGUCCUGAAUUGGUCUGGACUCAUGAUCACUGGAAGUCGGACAAGCAGUCUGCUCUCGCCAAAUUAUCGGUCAUACUCGGGUCUUCCUUUGCCUUUGACGAGUCUAAGACGGAAAGAAUCUGGGAUACGAUGUCUGAAUAUGAGCAGUCUAUUUGGCCCCUUUGGCCCCUCAGGAAUCUGUCCUUAUAUGAGUCGGGGAUUGGUCGCCAAGAAGCCGCGAUGGCGAUAACGGACCGCAUCAUUGCUCGUCAGUAUCGACUACCAAAAUCCUUCGUUAGGUUAUUCUACAAAGGCGCAACACCGAGCCAGAAAGACGAUAUAGCAGUUUGUAGCCUUGAUAGAAGUAGUGGGAUUUCGGGAGAGAGGACUAGUUCGAAGCUAUAA